Messenger RNA from Punica granatum (pomegranate), 3202 nucleotides. Lineage: Eukaryota; Viridiplantae; Streptophyta; Magnoliopsida; Myrtales; Lythraceae. The record is from RefSeq and is a predicted model, not a curated record.
GCAGCUUAGAUUCAUCGCAUUCUCGAUUCUUCCGAGUCCGUGCUCCUCCGAUAGCCUCUGUUUCGUCACCACGAUCUCCACUUCGAUUGCCAAUCAGUGCGCGAUCCGUCGGCGAAUUCCGCUACCGUAAAGGUUCACGGUGUCCUGUUAUGUUAGGAACAGUAGCAGUACGAGUUAGAUGGAGAAUGGUUUCAAGGAGAACGAGGAAAAGCAAGCAUGGCCUGAUUCUUCUGGACACGAGGUUCAUGCUGGGAAACCUCCUCCAUUGACCUGGCAACGGAAGCUAAACUGCGGGGAAAAGUAUCCUUCAAUAUUUACAUUGAGGCUUCAAGAGAAACUGCAUAUGGCUCCAUUAGGUGUUCGCUUGUGGCGUCAUUCUAGCAGAGAAGAGGCCAAAGGAAGAGCAACAAUAUUUGAUUUUACCAAGAAGCGCUAUUUUACAAGUCAACAUGGCAUUCCUCUUGGUGGUAUUGGUGCAGGGAGUAUUGGUAGAACUCACAGGGGUGAAUUUCAGCGUUUCCAACUAUUCCCUGGAAUCUUUGAGGAUGUUCCCAUUUUAGCAAAUCAGUUCUCUGUUUUUGUUUCACGUCCAAAUGGUAAAAAAGUUUCUAGUGUACUGUGCCCACGUAGCUCUCAGUUGCCAAAAGCGAAUGCCACUUCGGGAAUCGAAUGUUGGGAUUGGAACCUGAAUGGGGACAAAAGUACUUACCAUGCUUUGUUUCCACGGUCAUGGACGGUCUAUGAUGGUGAACCUGACCCUGAACUUCGAAUUGUUUCCCGUCAAAUAUCUCCAUUUAUACCUCACAAUUACAAGGAAAGCAGCCUUCCUGUCUCUGUAUUUACAUUUACGCUCUCAAAUCAAGGGGAUACUCCUGCAGAUGUAACCUUAGUUUUCACAUGGGCGAACUCGGUUGGGGGAGUCUCAGGAUCUUCGGGUCGACAUUUCAACUCUAACAUACCGGUCAGGGAUGGAGUGCACGGGGUGUUGUUACAUCACAGGACAGCAAAUGAACAUCCACCAGUUACUUUUGCCAUUGCAGCCAGAGAAACAUCAGAUGUUCACAUCUCUGAAUGUCCUUGCUUCUUGAUAUCUGGUGAUUCUCAAUGUCUCACUGCAAAAGAUAUGUGGUUUGAAAUUAAGAAGCAUGGAACAUUUGACCACCUCAACUGCCAAAAAAUCUCUAAGCAUUCAGAACCAGGAUCAUCAAUUGGAGCCGCUGUAGCAGCCUCUGUAACUGUUCCUCCUGGCAGUGUCCGUACAGUCACGUUUUCACUUGCAUGGGAUUGCCCAGAAGUGAGAUUUUGCGAGAAAGCGUACCACAGGCGUUAUACAAAAUUUUAUGGCAAAAAUGGGGAUGCAGCUGCAAACAUUGCACAUGAUGCCAUUCUUGAGCAUGCUAAGUGGGAGUCCCAGAUCGAUGCAUGGCAAAGACCAAUCCUUCAAGACAAACGGCUCCCCGAUUGGUACCCAGUUACUCUUUUCAAUGAACUUUAUUAUCUUAAUUCUGGGGGCACCAUCUGGACAGAUGGAUUGCCUCCAAAGCAAAAUCUGGCGGCAAAUGGAUACAGAAGAUUUUCACUUGACCGUGCAUCUUCCAAAUUCAAGAACUUGUUAGUUGAUGAUACCGCUACGGUUAUAAUUGAGAGAAUGGCAUCAGUACUUGAGCAGAUUGAUUGCCCUGCAGCAUCAAAUUCUGCUUUUGGAACAGAUUUGCUCCAGGAAGGAGAAGAAAAUAUCGGCCAGUUCCUUUAUCUUGAAGGAAUGGAAUACCUCAUGUGGAACACGUAUGAUGUCCACUUCUACUCAUCCUUUGCACUACUCAUGUUAUUCCCGAAGCUAGAGCUCAGCAUUCAGCGAGACUUUGCUGCUGCAGUGAUGCUACGUGAUCCCGAAAGGAUGCAAAUCAUGAGUGAUGGAAAGUGGGUUCAACGGAAGGUUCUUGGUGCCGUUCCUCAUGAUAUUGGACUGAAUGACCCAUGGUUUGAGACAAAUGCUUAUAAUCUAUAUAACACAGACAGAUGGAAAGACUUGAACUCAAAAUUUGUUCUGCAAGUGUAUAGAGAUUUUAUUGUUACUGGGGAUAAAAACUUUGCUCGGGCCGUGUGGCCCUCUGUUUAUACUGCUAUUGCUUACAUGGAUCAGUUUGACAAGGAUGGGGAUGGAAUGAUUGAGAACGACGGGUUCCCAGAUCAAACUUACGAUGCUUGGUCUGUUACUGGGGUAAGUGCAUACUGUGGUGGUCUUUGGGUGGCAGCCCUUCAGGCAGCUUCAGCCAUGGCACGUGAAGUCGGCGACCUUGCUUCUGAAAGUUACUUUUGGGCCAAGUAUCAGAAGGCAAAGAAAGUGUACGACAGUUUAUGGAAUGGUUCCUACUUCAACUAUGAUAACAGUGAUUCCAUAACUAGCAAAUCCAUUCAGGCUGACCAAUUGGCUGGACAAUGGUAUGCUAGGGCCUGUGGGCUUCUUCCAAUAGCAGAUGAGAAGAAGGUCAAGUGUGCUCUCGAGAAAGUGUACAAUUUUAACGUCAUGAAGGUGAAGGGAGGGUCACGGGGAGCGAUGAACGGCAUGCUGCCUGAUGGACGAAUUGACAUGUCCGCGAUGCAAUCAAGGGAGAUCUGGGCAGGUGUUACAUAUUCCGUUGCAGCCGGCAUGAUUCAUGAGGGAAUGACUGACAUGGCAUUUCAGACUGCAUAUGGUAUCUAUGAAACAGCCUGGUCAGAGAACGGUCUCGGUCUUGCUUUCCAGACUCCGGAGUCAUGGAACAACAAUGACCAGUACAGAUCUCUCUGCUACAUGAGACCAUUGGCCAUAUGGGCGAUGCAAUGGGCCUUAUCAAACCCGAAUCUCCAUACAGAGGAACCGAAGCACGAAGAGGAUGAAGAGACUAUAUUCAUGAAAUAUCAUCCCCGUUUUUCAAGAGUUGCUCACCUUCUAAGGUUGCCUGAUAAAGAUAAGCCCCGAAGCUUCUUCCAAACUCUUUAUGAUAUCACCUGCGGAAGAUUGCCCCUAAAUUACGUGUUUUAACUGCUGUGGAGUUGGGCGGAAUGCCCUUCUCGAUUACGAAAUUGUUCAUGAUAUUUUGAUUGUAAACCGGAUUUAUACUCGAUUGUUGUCCAACUUAUGAUAAGGAGAAUGGGAUGCGGCAUGGAAAAUAGUUUUCACAUUGCUUGAUAAGAUACCAAAUGACAUGGCAUACCGAAA